Molecule: messenger RNA, 8035 nt
Organism: Chelmon rostratus (copperband butterflyfish)
Lineage: Eukaryota; Metazoa; Chordata; Actinopteri; Chaetodontiformes; Chaetodontidae
Product: serine/arginine repetitive matrix protein 2-like
Exons: 10
Coding region: 184-5814 (1876 amino acids)
Biological process (GO): positive regulation of DNA-templated transcription; negative regulation of DNA-templated transcription
Cellular component (GO): nucleoplasm
Molecular function (GO): nucleic acid binding; zinc ion binding
Source: RefSeq, a predicted model, not a curated record
AAGAGGAGGUUUGUGUUGGUGUAGAGAAGCACAGAGGUGAUGAGAAUGAAGUUUUUAUUAAAUACCUCCACGACUGAUUCAAACGCGCAGUAAAGUACCUGCAAGUUUCCGCUUUGCAUUAAAUCAUCGCUGGAGACCGGAGGCGGUGGACCGUGGGAAGCCAGAGAUCCUCUGCGGGAGCAGAUGUACCGUGGUCGGCCUCCGCCGAUAGGAGGCUACCCGCCGCCUUUCGAGGGCCGAGGCCCGCCUCCGAGGCCUUACCCGGCUCCGGGCUACAGAGACGACAGAAACCGGCCCAGGCCUCCGUACCACACCGGCUACCACGACCAUGCUCACCCGGACUCCUAUCGCCGCUCCCCGCCGCGCAGGAGGUACCCUUCCCCCGGCUCAGGAAGUCACCGAGGCGGAGAGUACUGGGCCGGUGGGCUGCCGAAAGAGAGGUCUUCGUCACCUCGCGGGUCAGUUCCCCUCGACCACAACCUGGUCAUCACCGUCGGCAACGAGCUGACCGGACCGUCGGGACCGGCCCCCUCCUGGCACCAUGACAGAGAAUACCCUCCUCGACCAGAGUACGAGCGGAGCCGGAGCCGGGGCCGGAGCCGCCCUCGCAGCCGGAGUCGAGACCGGAGUCGGGCCAAGAGUCGGGGACGGAGCAAGAGUCGGGCGAGGAGCAAGAGCAGGCCCCGCAGCCAGAGUCGCAGUCCGGACCGGAGCCGGGCCAAGAGCCGGGGACGUAGCAAGAGCCGCAGUCCGGACCGGAGCCGGGCCAAGAGCCGGGGCCGGAGCAAGAGCCGCAGUCUGGACCGGAGCCGGGCCAAGAGCCGGGGCCGGAGCAAGAGUCGCCACCACAGCAGGUCUAGGUCUAGGUCUAGGUCUAGAUCCAGGUCCAGGUCCAGGUCCAGAGGACGGAGCCGGGGCCGGAGCUACGGCAAAGCGGCGAGCCGCGGCCGCAGUAAGAGCCGGCAGGUUAGUCGAAGCCGCAGUCGCAGCACAAGCAGCGGCUCGAGCUCAAGCGGCCGCAGCGGAGACGACGGCGACGCCAGAUCCAGAAAGGAGUUCAAAGAGCUCGAGACGGCUCGACGCAGGAAGGAGCUGGAGGAGAUGCUGAGUCUGCCGACGAAAUCCAUCCUGAAGAAACGCAACGACGCCGAGGACUCGCCGUCGCUCAGGAUCUCGGACUCUCCCGGAGCUCUGGAGGGCUCCAACAUGUGCCGGGUGGCCGACCAGCUGCUGCUGGCCGUGAAGGGCAUGGAGCCUCACAGGGUGGCCUCCGUGCUGUCGGAGCUGCGGUCCGACCCGCAGACGGCUCAACGCGCCGGCCUCGACGACGAGAUCAAAGAGAUCCUCAACCUGCUGGGAGGACAGGCGGCGGGGGCCAAGGCUCGAGAGAAAUCCGAGGACGACAUCGACGACGAAGAGAAGUUCCUGUACGGAGAGGCGGAGGAUCCCAAACCUCCGCCGGCGUCCGAGCCGCUCCGACACCACGGGCUGGAUCUGUACGGAGAGGUGACGGAGGAGGCGCUGUAUGGCGACUACCCCUCGCAGCAAGCCGUCGUCGCGCAGACGUACGGCCUCCCACCGGGAGCCUCUCCUCAAGUUCAGGCCCCUCCCGCCGCGGGGGAGUUGGACGCGAGGUACGCGAGCCGGCCCGUCAUCAGCUCCGACCAGAACAUCACGAUCCAGGUGUCGAACCCCGCUUACCCGCCGGGGACGGAGCCGUUGGAGGAGGGCGAGCGUCAGGCACUGGAGGAGUACGAGAAGAUCCAGGACCUGCUGAAGACCAUCGGCCUGGACUUGGGCGUGGCCGAGAUCAGCGAGAUGGCGGCCAGGACCAAAGAGCGUCUCCACGGUAACAAGCCUCCCCCGAAGACGCCCGCGCGCCGCGGGCGUUACUCCUCCGGUAGCUCGGACGGCAGUCGCCACAGCCGGGGCUGCAGGAGGCGGAGCCGCAGCAGCAGCAGCAGCAGCGGCGGCGGCAGCAGCAGCAGGAGUCGCAGCUGGAGCAGCGACGACGGCCGCAGGAAAAGCUCUGCCCCCCCCCUGUCUCACAACGACAGAGACGUUAAAGAGACGAAGGCCGAGCGGAGCGCCGCAGCGCCGCAGAGAAACCCAGACCCCAAGACCGUCCCCCUUCACCCCAGGGUGCCCGUACCCACCUACCCCCCCUCACAGAUCCACGGCAUGAUGCCCCCUAGCUUCCCCCCGCCGGGUUACGGCCAGUACGCAAACUACCUUCCCUACGUGCACCAGCAGUGGCCGCCCAUGUACCCGCCCCCCAACAUGACUCUGCCCCCCCAGACCGUCCCCGACGAGUACCCCCCCACUCCGCCCUACAAACAGCCCUACGACAGAGCUGCCCCCGUGCCGGGGGCCAAAGGUCAGUCUGAUCAGGGUGAUGGAUUAGAGAAGGGAAAAGUCAGCAGCCAUGACAGGAGAGUGUCUGAGGAGCAGAACAACGAGAGCCAGAAACAAAAGGUUCUGGAAGAGAGAGAGAAGCUGAAGCAGGACAGAGAGAUCAGGAUGAAGAAGAAGGAAUAUCUGAUGAAGGAGCUGGAGAGACUCAGGAAGCAACAAGGCGAGCUCCUGAGGAAGAAGCGGCGGGAGAAGGGCGGCCACAAAGACCCUCUGCUGCAGGAGAUCAGCCACCUGCAGGAGGAGGUCAUGACUCAGAUCUCCAACCUGCGUAAAGAGCACGAGGCCGCCGAGAAGAAACGCAACGAGAUCGACAAGGUGGCGCUCAUCCUGGGCCUGAGCCCGUCCGACCGGCCCCGCGGGACCGGCAAGCCGGCCGAGGACGGGGAGGGCGAACCGCCGCCGGAGAAGAAGAGACGCGAGCCGGAGAGGAGUCCCGAGGGCCGGCGGGCAACCGGCAGCUCCACGAUAAAGCAGACCUCAGCGGCGGCGGCGGCGGCGAGAGCGUCCCCCGACAAGCCGCCCGUCAGCGCCCCGACCGCGCCGCCGGAGCCGUUUGAAUACUACGACGCUGGAAAUCACUGGUGCAAAAACUGUAACGUCACCUCUGGCUCCAUGUUUGAUUUUUUCACACACUUGCACAGCAAAACACAUCGAAAGACUCUGGACCCGUACGAACGGCCCUAUGCGUCCACUCCCACCAAAACCGCCAAGAGCGCGGCGUCAGAGGAGAGGCUGACGAAACCCGCCAAAGGUUCAGAGUUCUUGCUGCCCGUCAGAGGAUUCUUCUGCCUGCUGUGUGAAGAGUUUUAUGGAGACGCCAUUUGUGCAGAAGAGCACGUCACCACACACGCUCACAAUGAGAAAUACAAGAAACAAAUGUACGAGAAUCCCUUGUAUGAACAGAGGAGGAACCUGGACCGCCAGGUAGGACUGGCCUCAGAGACAAGCGGCAAGAAACGCAAACACGAGGACGAUGAGAACGGAAACAAAGACAAGGAAGAAAAGUCCAAACACAAAAAGGAGAAAAAAGACAAAGAGAAAAAAAAGGAAGAGGAUGAUGCUGUCCAGAAUGAAGGGAAGUCUAAAGUAAAAAAGGAGGAGGAGGAGAAGCUGAAGCAGGAUUUUAAAGAUGUCAGAAGCCUGAAUGAGGAGAGACCUUCUUACAGCAAGAAAGAGGAGGAUGAAAAGUAUAAAUACAGCAAGAAGGAUGACAAAUACCGGUACAGCAGAGAGGAAGAGGAGAGGGGUAAAUACAGCACGAGGGGCGAGGAUGACAGAUUCAAAUACAGUCGAGAAGAAGAGCAUCGGUACCGGUAUCGCAAGGAUGAAGAUGACAGACCUGAUGACGGUCCCAAAUAUGGGCCGAGAGAAGACGAGGACAAAUAUAGAAACAGUAAAUCCUCAGAUUUCAGGUCCAAAUAUGACAGAGAGCGAGCUGAAGGGAAAGCUAAGGCGGACAAGGAAGCCGGCAAGAGGCUUGAGCCGGGUAAACCGGUCGGGAAAUCAGAGGUCAGCAAGCCCGAACCUCCGCCAAAGCCCUACGACCCACCCAAAAUCCUCUGUGGGCCCAGUCCAGCCAUGAGGGCAAAGCUCCGCAAGCAGAGCCUGGAAACCGGCAAACCGGCGCCGGUGGCCAUGGCAGCUUCUUUUGGAAAGUUCACGUGGAAAAAGAAAGAGAACGUUCUGGCAAAGGAGGCACAGAAAGUCGCCGCAGAGUUCAUCAAAGAUGACGAAGCAGCUGUGAAGCAGAAUCCAGUCUCGGCGGAGGACUCUUUUGCAAAGUCUAUGGCCGUUGCUAAGGAGAUCGCCCAGAAGCUGGCGGGCCAGCAGAACACACCUCCUCCGUGGGUGUCUAAUCGGGGAAGGAUCCGCCCAAACCUUCCUGCACCCACUGCAGUCCUAAGGAAAACGGCCAUGACGGGUAAACCUGCACCUCUGAAUACCUUCCUCUCCAUCAGACCCCAGAACGCCAGUUUACAAGGGCCCCCUCCAAAAGAUGGACUGGUUUUCCCGGGACCUCUCACCAAGGCUCUAAAUGCUCAGAAUGCACUGCUGGAAGCUCAACCUGAGCCACCAAUUACUAAACCUGGGCCAUUUGGAGCUGUACCUGCACUGGAGGUUGCUAGACCAGAGCCAGUUGAGGCUAACCCUUUGUCGCAGGUGUCAAGACCUGCACCUUUUGUGGUGGAAUCUGCGCCACCAGUUCCUAAAUCUGCACCAAUCAAGGCAAAACCUGCGCUAUCUGAGGUUCAACCUUCACCAUGUGAGGCUAAACCUGCACCGUCUGAAGCUACACAUGCUCCAUGCAUGGCUAGACCUGCACAACCAACAAUGAUAAAAAUAGUGUCUGACGUGGCAGCUCCCGGUGUGCCGGAAAGUGAGCAAACUCGUACAGUGUUUGUCAAGCCUCCACCUUUAGUGACCAUGGGGGACGGAGCUCAGAAGUCAGACAAAGUUAAGAGUAACCUGGCCGCAGCCAAAGCCCAGGACUUGUUCGAUAUCUUCUACCGCAGCGUUGGCCAAUCAGGUGUCUGCUCCAUUGCCAAACCAGCAACUGAUGCUCUAGAUAGCAGAAACAGCACCAAUAAAAGUCAGCUUCCUACCCCGCAAGCACAGAAACCCCAACCUCAGUGUCAGAUUCUUACUCCAUCCCAACCAGCCGUGGUCUGUACAUCCCCACACUCAGUCUCAAACAUUUUGCCAAGUCCCCAGAUCCAGCCAGAAUCAGACAUUCAGAUUGCAUCAGUUUGGUCUUUAGAGUCUACCCCAGCUCCAACACGUGAUGUGGCUCCAUCCGAAACAACUUCACAAACAACCCAACCAAAGCUGAAUCCACCAGCCCAGUCUGAAGCACAGAGCACACCCCAAAACCAGAGGUCAACUCCUCAAUCUGAAUCUCAAAUAACCCCUCAAACUGAGCCUGCUGAGCUGAACCCAACACCUCAAACUCAGUCACAGUCCAAACUGUCUCCACAAAUCCAAUCAGAGCUGCAAUCUGAACCUCAACAAGAUGAGGACGCAGAGCCCUCGCUCCAUCCAGAGACACAUCCUGACACAGCUCGAGAACCUGGAUGUAAACCAGGCCCCAAAACUAGAGGCAAAACGACUCCAACAAAAAGAACUCCUCCUGCCCCUCUCCCUGUCCGACAAACCAGAUCCCAAACCAGAUACCAGACCCGGCAGCAGCAGAACCAUUCUGAGCCGGCUUCAGGAGAUUCUGACUCAGCAGCUUCAGAUCCAAAUGGGCUGGACACAUCACAUCCCGUCUCUGGGUUGCAUCCUGUGGAGGGGGCAACCGGCGAGGGGGACCCUCAGUUGAUGAUCACCACCUCUGAAACCCCGGACCUACCCUCUGCAUUGACCUCUCUGGACUUUGAGUCAGAUCUUAACUUUUUGUAGGAGCUGAGUGGACUGUGUGACAGGAGUCUGGGCAGGGGUUUCCUUCAAACUGCUUGUGUGUUCAGUUUGUUGAGAAGGUCAGAAGCCAGACGCUCAGGCGCUGACGGACUCAAGACUUUUAAAACACUGACCUUCAUCCGUUAAAACACUGACCUUCAUCUGUUUAAAGGACCAGUUUGAUGUUUAGUGAAACCAUCUUGUUCUCUGUCCUCUCCAGAGUCUGAUGUUUAUGAUGGUUGUCAGUUUCAUUCCUGUGCGUCCAGUGCAGAGAUGUGUCCAGGACGUCUCGAGCCCUGUUUGGCACACAGUCUUACACUUUUAUUGAAAAUGUGAUUUACUGAAAGUGUUGCCUUCAGUUCCUGCCUUAUUGUCGUAGACCUCCAUCGGGAAGCAGAUGAUAUUUAGAAACACCUGUAAGACACGAAGGACAUUCUUGUCCUCAGACAUAGAGCUCGUUAGUCGAGACCAGUCAGUCGAUUUGAGUCUGCACACGGGAUGUGAUCACAGGAAGAGAAAUGUAAAACAGUUAUAAGCUGCUUUCUGUGGCCAAAAGAUCUGGGUCUGUUUUUCAUGGUUUGUGUUAGGCCACUUCCCCGAGGGGUCGUAGGAUCAUGUGUAACUCUAUUUUCGAGGUUCCUCUGACCUCUAACGAAUUAAAGGAUAAUGUUUCUCCUCUGGCCUCUAAAAUGACUAAAAUGAUCUUUUUUUGGUUGUGACCCACAGACGUGUGGAACCGUUACCUCAUUUUAAAGAGUCCGAAGUAAAAAGGCUUAGAAUUUAAAAAAAAAAGGAGGAAGUCACAUGUUCAGCUGUCACGUCUGGAGGCAAUGCCGCGCUGUCCACAUACUUUUGGUCAUGUAGUGUAUAUGAGACUCUACAGACAAUCCUUGUUAGUAGGAUCAGUUCAUUGGGUUUUGACAUCCACCUUCCCGGCUGACAGAAGAAGCUCCUGAAGUGUCAAACUGUUCCUUUAAAGAUCACAGUUCUGUCUUUGUCACAUGUUCACAGAUAAAAUCUCUCCUGGAUCUUUCAGCAAACGCUGUUCUUUCUCCUCCUGCAGGUGAAGGACUGGACACCAUAUGUUGUUUUCCUUGUUUUCUAUUCAGGUUCAGACCACAGGUCAGUUUAUUUUUCCUCUUCAAACGAUGACGAGCUGUUUCUCACAGCCCAGCCGGUCCAAUCAGAGUCGCAGCUCGGACCAAAAACGGCCGAGUGACUUUGGAAGCUGCGGGUACAUGGAGAUGUUUGAUGAAGACCCGGGAGCUGAUCACUGUCCUGUGUUUAAAGCACUGAUCUAUGGUCAGAUUCAUUGUGUGUGAGUAGAAACAAACUGCUUUUCUUGUAAAAGUUGUUUCAAUAAAAGUUGGUGAGGAAACAUCAGCUGGUCAGUGUGUUGUGAUGUCACUGCGGUGUUGUUGUAUGUCGAUGAUGCCAUGAUGAGCGCGGCUGCGUUUGAAUGAAAAUGGAUUUUUACUCAAUGAAACAAAGUCGUAUUUUCUCAACAAGGUGAACUUUUCAAACCUGAACUUUUCCUCGUGAUCACAGAGUUACUGAAGCUCACAAGGAAACAAAGUUUGUGUGUAAAUGACAAACAAUCACUUGGUCUCGACAUGUUGGGACAAAAGAGGUUAUAACCACUUUUUUCUGGCAUCAUGAAAAAACAAGAUGAAAGUAAAACGACCAAGCGGUCAAGUUAUCGGUCACAUCAUGUCUGUCCAGACUCGGAUAGUCUCUGCUCUGAAGACAGUGAAGGAGUUUAAUUAAAGGUGUUCAGUGUUUGUUGGUCUAUAGUUACACGUCUGUCCAGAGAGACACAGGCUGUCUUCACUUAGAGACUGUUUGUCCAGAGGACUGACAGCUUCAUCACAUGGAGCAACAAAAAUCACCUGAAGAUCAAUAUCAGCAUGACCAAUCAGCUCGCAGUGACUGUGGUGCUUCAGAUGUGGCCGCUGCUGCAGAGAAGCUGCAGACUGAAACGUGGAGGCUUCACACACGACGAACCUGCAGCUCAGAGCUCAGAAACGUGUUGUGUGAGGUCUCAGUGACCUUUGACCAGUGAAGACGCCAGUCAGACAGUGCAGAGCACAAUGUGAGAGACAAACCCCCCCCCCCUUCAGACUUCUUUCCUCUCGUGACAUUGAAAACAUCAGAAAUGUGGAUGAACAGGAAUCUGUGCUGUGGUGAAUCCAGCAAAUGAAAAACCUGACAAUCACCUCCUUCA